Molecule: messenger RNA, 1242 nt
Organism: Peniophora sp. CBMAI 1063
Lineage: Eukaryota; Fungi; Basidiomycota; Agaricomycetes; Russulales; Peniophoraceae
Source: the annotation of a GenBank genome assembly
AUGCACGUUGAGCACCACGGGGAAGACCUGAUAGUGCUCCCAGAGGUCCCUGAACACAGACUGGUAUCCGAUUUUCCUCACCUUCGGGAUGUGUACAUGCACAACGUCGUCAUCGAUCUGAAGCACCGGCUUCUCGUCCACCAACUCACACAUCUUUCGCUCACAGUCGACGCAAACGCCAACAGCACGCUCAUGACCUCGCCGACCCGGGAAAUCAUUGAUCUCUUGAACUCUCAACCCGCCCUAGAGUCUUUCACAUUUCAGGGUUGGAUUGCCCUCCCUGAGGACGAGGAUGUGCCCACGCACGAGGACGGAAAAGAAAUCAGAUGCCCAAACCUCCGCCAUGUACUCGUUGAUAUUUUCGAUCCACCUACGGUGCUCAUACUAAUGAGCCGGCUUGUACCUGCCCAGACGGCUCGUAUGACGUUCGUCGCUCGGGACCAAGCACCGUUCUUUCCACCCGUCCCCAGCUUGUUUAGGGAGGCCGUUGCCAGGCGCAUGCUCUCCCAAAUCAACUCCCCUUUGCUGAACAUGAAGGUGGUAGAAUGGCUAGCAUAUGCGCCCGAUUGGUCGGAUCAACGGACACCCCUGCACACCGGACCUGUACCGCUAUCAUCUUCGAGGGCCAUCGUAUGCUCAGCCUGGCGUGAGGGUACUAGCGAGUACCUCAAGGGAGACUUGAAGGGAUACCAGGAGCCCCCUCCCCCAGAUUUCCAGCUGAUCAUUGGCAUGGACCAUUCCUUCCAGUCUGUUUCGGAUGGAUUCUCACCUGAGAUGUUGAUUCCAUUUGAGGCAUUUGCUGGUGUUGAGUGCAUUUCCUUCCGUGAGAGAGAAUGGAAAUUGCCAGAAACAUCACCUGCGGCCUGGCAGUCUCUGUUUCGUGAGGCCGGGAGGCUUGAAUGGCUACGCGCUGAUAGGAUCACGGGGCGGGGUCUCCUGCGCAAGGGCUUCGAUGCCUUGUCUGCAACUGGUGGGGCGCUCCGCAUCUUGGGGACCGUGAAGAGACUGGUGAUAAUGGGAAUAGGUUGGGCUGAUGACGAGGAUGUGGUAAACGAGGAAGUAUCACCAUCGGCGGUGACCAUGCUUAGGAACCUGCUCCUGUCCGAGCAGACAACGGUUGAAGACAUUACAGUAGGGCCAGAUUCUCACGCGUAUAUGUCUGAGCGGGUAGGAGAGACCAUCGGGGUCCAUCAGGAACGGCUCAAAGGUGCUGAGCGCCGAGAUUACAUGUUUUAUUUCUAG